GGAGGCGGUCAGGUCUGUAGCGCAGUGCGGACGCAGGGGGCGAUGUCUCGGCACGCGGGCCCCCUGUGCUCUGUGCUCGGGGCGCUGGCGCUGGCGCUGGCGCUGCCGCGGGCUGGGGCCGUCGAGGAGCAGCCUGGCGGUGCGCACGGUGCCAGCCAGGGCUUCCAGAUCGUCACCUUCAAGUGGCACCAUGUUCAGGACCCGUACAUCAUCGCGCUCUGGAUCCUCGUGGCCAGCUUGGCCAAAAUUGUGUUCCACCUGUCCCACAAGGUCACCAGCGUCGUGCCUGAGAGUGCGCUGCUCAUCGUGCUGGGCCUGGUGCUGGGGGGCAUCGUCUGGGCAGCCGACCACAUUGCCUCCUUCACAAUGACGCCCACGGUCUUCUUCUUCUACCUGCUGCCCCCCAUUGUGCUGGACGCUGGCUACUUCAUGCCCAACCGACUCUUCUUCGGGAACUUGGGCACCAUCUUGCUGUAUGCGGUUAUUGGCACCGUGUGGAACGCGGCCACCACAGGCCUGUCACUUUACGGCGUCUUCCGCAGUGGCCUGAUGGGUGACUUGCAGAUUGGGCUCCUGGACUUCCUGCUGUUUGGCAGCCUCAUCGCUGCUGUGGAUCCGGUGGCUGUCCUGGCUGUGUUUGAGGAAGUCCAUGUCAAUGAGGUCCUGUUUAUCAUCGUCUUUGGGGAGUCACUGCUGAAUGAUGCCGUGACUGUGGUCCUGUACAAUGUGUUUGAGUCUUUUGUGACACUGGGUGGUGACAAAGUGACGGGUGUGGACUGCGUGAAGGGCAUAGUGUCCUUCUUCGUGGUGAGCCUGGGGGGCACGCUAGUGGGAGUGGUCUUCGCCUUCCUGCUGUCCUUGGUGACCCGCUUCACCAAGCACGUGCGUAUCAUUGAACCCGGCUUCGUCUUCGUCAUCUCCUACUUGUCCUACCUCACAUCUGAGAUGCUGUCCCUGUCUGCAAUCCUGGCAAUCACCUUCUGUGGCAUCUGCUGCCAGAAGUAUGUGAAGGCCAACAUCUCAGAGCAGUCAGCCACCACGGUGCGCUACACCAUGAAAAUGCUGGCCAGCGCAGCAGAGACCAUCAUUUUCAUGUUCCUGGGCAUCUCUGCCGUGGACCCUCUCAUCUGGACCUGGAACACGGCCUUCGUGCUGCUCACGCUGCUUUUCAUCUCCGUGUACCGGGCCAUUGGAGUCGUCCUGCAGACCUGGAUCCUGAACCGGUACCGCAUGGUGCAGCUGGAGACCAUCGACCAGGUGGUGAUGUCCUAUGGUGGCCUGCGAGGGGCUGUGGCCUAUGCCCUGGUUGUGCUUCUGGAUGAGAAGAAGGUCAAAGAGAAGAAACUGUUUGUCAGCACUACGUUGAUUGUCGUCUUCUUCACAGUCAUCUUUCAGGGCCUGACCAUCAAGCCCCUGGUGCAGUGGCUGAAGGUGAAGCGGAGCGAGCAGAGGGAGCCCAAGCUCAAUGAGAAGCUGCAUGGCCGGGCUUUUGACCACAUCCUCUCAGCCAUAGAGGACAUCUCGGGACAGAUCGGGCACAAUUAUCUCAGAGAUAAGUGGUCCAAUUUUGACAGGAAGAUCCUCAGCAAAGUCCUCAUGAGAAGGUCAGCCCAAAAAUCUCGAGAUCGGAUUCUGAAUGUUUUCCAUGAGCUGAACCUGAAGGAUGCCAUUAGCUAUGUGGCUGAGGGAGAACGGCGUGGGUCCCUGGCCUUCAUUCGCUCCCCAAGCACUGACAACAUGGUCAACGUGGACUUCAGCAUGCCUCACCCAUCUACUGUGGAGGCUUCAGUCUCCUACCUCCUGAGGGAGAAUGUGAGUGCUGUACGCCUGGACAUGCAGUCUCUGGAGCAGCGACGAAAGAGCAUCCGUGACACAGAGGACAUGGUCACCCACCACACGCUGCAGCAGUACCUGUACAAGCCAAGGCAGGAGUAUAAGCACCUCUACAGCCGACACAAGCUGACACCUAGCGAGGCUGAAAAGCAGGACAAGGAAAUCUUCCACAGGACCAUGCGCAAGCGCCUGGAGUCCUUCAAGUCAGCCAAGCUGGGCAUCAACCAGAACAAGAAGGCAGCCAAGCUGUACAAGAGGGACCGUGCACAGAAGCGGAGGAACAGCAGCAUCCCCAAUGGGAAGCUGCCCAUGGAGAGCCCGGCCCAUAACUUCACCAUCAAGGAGAAAGAUUUGGAAUUUUCGGACCCUGAGGAGGCCCCAGAUUAUGAAGCUGAGGAGACCAGUGGGGGCAUUGAGUUUCUGGCCAACAUCACAAAGGACACAGCCUCAGACUCUCCAGCAGGAAUUGACAACCCUGUGUUCUCCCCGGAUGAGGACCUGGACCCCAGCAUCCUUGCCAGGGUGCCACCCUGGCUGUCCCCUGGGGAGACUGUGGUGCCCUCUCAGAGGGCCCGUGUUCAGAUCCCCCAGUCUCCCGGCAACUUCCGCCGCCUGGCACCCUUCCGCCUCAGCAACAAGUCAGUGGACUCCUUCCUGCUGGCCGACACCCCUGAGGAGAGACCCCAUGCCCUUCCUGAAUCCACACACAUGUAACUGACACCCCGCUAAUGCCUGUUCUCUCUGAUGCUUCCUCCAGGGCACUCCUGGACCUGCACUCUCCAGCUCUCUCCAGCAGCUCCUCCUCUUAGAUCCCCAGCUUCCAUUGGUUGCAGAUUUCUUAAGGGAUGCUGAGGAACCAGUCUGUCUCUGCUUCUCCUGUUAGGACAUAGGGAUCCAGAGGACUUGAGGGCAUUGGCAGGUUGUCCUAGUGAGAAUUCAUUUUCAGAUUAUCAGCUGAUCACGGGGGAGUCUGUGUGGUCGGCAUGAAUCUCACUCCAGCCCAGAAGCACGAAGCAGGAAGGGCAAUGUGCAGGAAAGGGCCCUGCAGGUUAUCCAGGCGCAGGAGCACGCCCAGGACAGAGGCAGUGUUUCUAUCUCUUAUACACAGGGUGCAGGGAAGGUGUAGGAGUGGCUGCCCAGCACCCUUGCUGGAGCUCCUGCAGGGCUGGACCCAGGAGGAGGUGAGGAGGCCGCAGAGCCCUCUGGCGGCAGGCUCUUGGUCAUUCCAGGUUUUCCUUUCGGUGCUCUGUGCAGAUGGAAAUUAGUGUUGUGGGUGGAUGGGCCUGGCCCACGUCAGUUUUCAGGCCCACUUCAAAGAGGGAGGGAGUUCUGCUUUGUGGACGCUGGCAGAGGCCGUGGCCUAGCCUAUCACUGUGGCACCCCGUGAACCGGGCCACUGAGACUUCGGGACGGUGCAGCCGAGUGCCCACUGCUGUCCUUCCACCUGUCCCUGUUCUUCUUCUGGAUCCCCCUCCCCAGUGUCCUUCUCUGUCCUUGGAGUGGUUAAUGCGUGCGAAGAGGGGCGGGCGCCAUCGAGGGCUGGCUUGGAGCGCGUCGCAGGGCACAGCAGGGACCUUCCUCGCCCUGGACACCACGGCCUCACGCCUUGUACCCCACAGGUGACACCGGUUCCGACACGCCACUGACCGGACGAUCGUCCCCGCGCCGAGGUCCGCCCACAGUCCCGCAGCCCGCGCCCUUGCCACCCACGAGCCCCGCGCUUUCCGCUCGCAUUCCAGGACCCGGGGCGCAUGCGCGGUCGGCGGCAGCGCGGCGCGUGCACAGCCGGCGCUCGUUCCAGCGGCCGCGCGCGCGCCGCCGCCCCGAACUGCGCAAGCUGGCCUCGCUGCAGCCACCGGGCACGGUCGAGCUGCCGCCGCUGGCGCUGGAGCAGGAGGAGACGCCGCUGUGACCCGGAUGCCGUGCCCUACGGAACCGCACCGACUCGGGAGGCCGGGCUACCAGGUCGCCAGCUUAUGCGGAGCCAACAGUCCUUGUGCACCUUUGGGUUGCGAGGUGGCCAGCGAGGCGGGAAUAUGGGCACCGAGACACCGAUGCCGGUUCUGUGAUGCUUGUCGCCCUCUGGCUGGUGGCAACUGUUGUGUUGGUAUCUCAGCUCCGGCGGCCCAUCUUUAUCCUGGUCGAGAGCAGCUGACCUCGUGCCCGGGCCUCGGGGCUGCCCUGUCCCCACAGACAAGGUCUCUGUCCCUCCUGGCGCUGAGGUAGUGGCCGAGGACCAGGUUGGGGCAGGGCUGGAGGGUUCCCCAGGUAGCCUGUCAGAGCCACUGUGGGAUGCCCUGGGCUCCCAUGAUCCUCGCUGGUAAGGCCCAGGGCAGGGAGGAACGUGGAGCUUGAGCCUCCAAGGAGAGCCCUGGCCUAGAGCUGUGAAAGGUGGGCCACCUCCAACUCCAACCCUCAGAGCACAAGGCAGAGUUCUGCUGCACCCAGAUCCUUGAGGAAAACCCAGAGGGGCUGAGAAGGGGCAAAGGCACUCCUAGGGGCUAUUUGGAAACAAACCACUCCCAGCUCUCUGCUCAGGAAAACUAAACUCCAUGUGUCAGGGUCCAGGCUGACAGCUCACAUUCUCAGGGUUCAGAAGGGGUUGGCAGCACUUGGUGUUAAUGCCACAUGGUGAGUCCCGGACAGGAAAAGCAUACUAUUUCCCUUUCACAAUGGCAUUAUUGAAAGGAACCAGUUAGUUUGUUCAACACAAAGCCUCUUGGCUUCUGCCUCAGAACUGUCUGCUGUCACUGAAUCACAGCUCAGUCCUCUUGAGGGGAGUGCAGGACUUCUGGUUUCCAGGAGCUGCUCUCCUCACGGAUGAGACCAGCCAGCAGCAUAGACAGCCGGUGCAACUUGGGAAGCCUUACCUGGGGUGCUCUGAGAGCAGGGCAGCCCACCAGUCCUGCAGCCAAGUGGCUAGCCUGCUCACAGCAGGAGCUGCCUUAACCUACCUAAGCCACGAGAUGCAGGGUCCGAUUCCCACUGCAGGGUCAGAAGGGCUAGGUGACAAAUCUGGGACAGAUGUCCCCUUGACACUUCAUGCUGGUGUCUCUAAGGGGGGACAGCCUUAUCUGGGCAGGUGUCAACUGCAUGGCUAGACACAGCUGCAGUGGAACCAGAGCUCAGACAAGGAAGCAAUUGGUCCUGGGAAGCCACCUCAUGCCCUUUGAGGGCACUGUGGCCAUGUUUCAGACAGAAGAACCCUGCUAUUGCUGUCACUUGUAAAACAAAAAUGUAAACAGUCCAUGAAUGUAUUUCCUUAUGGAAGCUGUAGUAAAAAUUUUUAUUAGAAUAUCUAUUUAUUUAAUACUGAACUUUGGCCUACUUUGUGGUACUGUAAUGUACACAAAUUUAGAAAAUUGCUAUUUCUCACUUCUGUAUUUUUCUUGAAAAUAAUUUUGUUACAGUGUUCAAUGUGCUGUAUAACAACCGUCUAUUAUGAAAAGAAAUUUAAAGAAUUUUGUCCACUGAGGUGGA
Molecule: messenger RNA, 5313 nt
Organism: Chinchilla lanigera (long-tailed chinchilla)
Lineage: Eukaryota; Metazoa; Chordata; Mammalia; Rodentia; Chinchillidae
Gene: Slc9a3
Product: solute carrier family 9, subfamily A (NHE3, cation proton antiporter 3), member 3
Exons: 16
Coding region: 43-2547 (834 amino acids)
Biological process (GO): regulation of pH; proton transmembrane transport; sodium ion transport
Cellular component (GO): brush border membrane; apical plasma membrane
Molecular function (GO): sodium:proton antiporter activity
Source: RefSeq, a predicted model, not a curated record